Molecule: messenger RNA, 732 nt
Organism: Ylistrum balloti
Lineage: Eukaryota; Metazoa; Mollusca; Bivalvia; Pectinida; Pectinidae
Exons: 6
Coding region: 1-732 (243 amino acids)
Source: RefSeq, a predicted model, not a curated record
AUGCCGGGAUAUGAAAGAGACAGCGAUCAAAGAAAAUAUAGAGAAGACGAAACGAUUCUGCAAUUUGCAUGUGCCUUUGCGGUGCUGCUUGGGACACAGGCAUGCUUAAGCCCACAGGACGAAAACUGUGGCUGUAUUGUGUCAGAUAUGACUUCAAUAGACCCUGAUGACUACAUAUUUGAGAAUCUACACACCGUAGAUUAUCAAAAUUUCUUACAAAGAAUGAAGGAAGCACUACAUGAAUAUUGGGUGGCAAACACAUUCAUAUACACCUUCCCAGAGAACAUCGAACCGCUAGCAGAAACUGGCAAUCCAGUAUGUCCCACCGAACAAAAACAUAUUUUUGGAUACUUCAAAAACGACGGGCUGACAUUGUGCUUGGUUGUCAAACCGCACAUACAAAAUAUAAAAAAAAUUCUGUUUGAGGAGCCUGUCUGUGGCAUGCACACUCGAUGUGUUCCCAGUGGCUUAGUUAACAGGAAGUACCUUGUCUAUUGUGACGCACUCUAUACUGACGAAGACGGUUGUCUUAUUGGAACAAAGGAACUUAGUGACACAAAACCGGACAGCCUCGAUGAAGAUGGUUUCAUAGACACUUCUCAACCAGAUCUACAACCCGGAAAUAGGAAAAAACGUAGCUGGAACAAAUGUCCAGAAAAUAAAUCGUAUUUUGCAUAUCGACACGAUUUCCUUCCGACAACUUGUUCUGCAAGAAAAUGUAAUUGUGGCUAA